GCCGACGAUAAGGAAAAGGCAGAGGAGGAGGAGAGAGAGCGUCAGGAGGCCAUACGCGAGGCUGAAGAACGACGAAAGGAGAAGCACCGUAAAAUGGAAGAGGAGCGUGAAAAGAUGAGGCAGGAAAUUCGUGAUAAGUAUAAUAUCAAGAAAAAGGAGGAAAUUGUUGAAGCCGCGCCGCAGGAGGAACCAAAUCCAUUGAUGCGAAAGAAAAAGACUCCCGAAGAGUUGGCAGCUGAAGCUGAGCAAGAAGAGUUGGAUGAUUUUACAAAACUGAAAAAUCAAAUAGAAACGCAAGUAAAUGAGCUAAAAACUCAAAUAGAGGGAAAAUGUGUCAUGCAGUGAUAUGUCAUCAUAUAAUUAUAUAAAAUGUUAUAAAUCAAUAAUAAAAAAAGUA
Teleopsis dalmanni is the source of this 397-nucleotide messenger RNA. It is a transcript of the gene cpx, whose product is annotated as complexin. The transcript is spliced from 3 exons. Bases 94 to 345 code for a protein of 83 amino acids. Gene Ontology annotation, biological process: synaptic vesicle exocytosis; regulation of neurotransmitter secretion; neurotransmitter transport. Gene Ontology annotation, molecular function: syntaxin binding. NCBI's taxonomy places the organism in Eukaryota, Metazoa, Arthropoda, Insecta, Diptera, Diopsidae. Gene Ontology annotation, cellular component: terminal bouton; SNARE complex. The record is from RefSeq and is a predicted model, not a curated record.